Messenger RNA from Dermacentor silvarum, 408 nucleotides. RefSeq lists its product as uncharacterized. The transcript has 2 exons. Lineage: Eukaryota; Metazoa; Arthropoda; Arachnida; Ixodida; Ixodidae. Bases 1 to 408 code for a protein of 135 amino acids. The record is from RefSeq and is a predicted model, not a curated record.
AUGCCCAGCCGGGACUCACUGACCCAUACUGAAGUCAACCCAUGGACGCGGUAUCCAGUCAUCCUAGUCAACCUCGGUAUCUUCAUCAUCGCAGCAGUGUUCGUCUGCAUGUGUGUGUACUCCAUCUACCUGCGCUGGGACGAAAUGUCGGUGGGCCGUGGCUCACCCUUGGUCAGCCUGGUUGUCAACAUCGACGUGGCGCUGCUGGCGUUGGUCGCGUGCCUGAGCUUCGUAUCCUCACUGGGCUUCCUGGGAGCGCUGAGGGAGAACAUUUGCUGCCUCUACUGCUACGACUGGAUGCUUUUCAUAAUGAUGUUCACCUGUAGCCUGGGUUUCAUCCUGCUCAUCAUCAUGCCGUUCAUCGCCACCAGGGUGCGUACCUCAGUGACAAGCCACUAUUGCCACUAG